GCCAGCAAUCCCGGAAGCUCAUGGUGCGGCAGCAACCGUCAAGGCGACCAUCAUCAGUUCCGCGAUCCAGCUCGCUCGUGCGCUCCAUAGGUUCUUUUGAGCUUACGACUGCCAUGAUAGAGUCGCAUUGAAACUCGCCAUCCCAUCAUGUGGCGGGACCGCACCAACCUCUUCAUAUCCUACCGCCAGUCCUACUCGCACCACCCCCAGAAGAAGCCGCGCUAUGGUGGUUCCAGCUCGAAUGGAUUCGGCGAUGGCAGACGUAUGUCCGAGGAGCGGCAGGGGCUCAUGUCCACUGGUGCUUAUGAAGAUGACGGCGAUGCGGUGAUUGAGAUGGACCUCCUCCCUCCACGCUGGCUCGACGUACAAGACGAAAUCACAGAUCACCUCGCUGAAAUAGCAAAGCAAACGCGCAAGCUCGACCAGCUGCACCAAAAGCACGUGCUCCCAGGCUUCGACGAUGAGGAUGUGAAGAAGAAGGAGGAGCGCGAGAUCGAGCAGCUCACGCAGGAUAUCACAAGAGGCUUCCAAAGAUGCCAGCAUGCCAUCAAGAGAAUAGAAAUGAUGGUGCGCGAAGCAAAGCAGCAAGGCAACAUCAAUCAAGGCGAGGAGGUUAUGGCUCAGAAUCUGAAAAUCUCCCUUGCUACAAGAGUCGGCGAAGUGAGCGCAAUGUUCCGCAAGAAGCAGUCUGCGUACCUGAAGAAACUCAAAGACCUCGGAGGCUUUGCCUCACCUUUCCGUUCAGCAACACCAGUCCAGAAUCCCUACAACGACCCUGCAAUGCAGGAUGCAGACGCCGAUCGAUCUCUUGCCCAAUCAACCUCUCUUCAAACGAAGCAGCAACGCAUACGUCGUGACCCCAACGAGACGAUGAUCGCCCAGCGUGAGCGCGAGAUUGAGGACAUUGCGCAAGGUAUCAUUGAGCUGGCAAAUAUUUUCCAGGAGCUGCAGACAAUGGUCAUCGACCAAGGCAGUAUGCUAGACCGUAUCGAUUACAACGUGGAGAACAUGAACCGAGAUGUAAAGGAGGCAGACAAGGAGCUGAAGGUAGCUUCUGGCUACCAGCAAAGGAGCAUGAAGAGGAAGGUUAUGUUGUUGCUGGCGAUCUUGAUUGCAGGCGUUUUCAUCUUGCUCUCAUUGAAGCUUGGGACUAGAGACAGCAGUUCGCCAGCGCCGGCCGCUCCAGCUGUACCAGACGAAAAGCCCCCAAUGAUGGCAUUACGGGCCAAAUAUCAACCGUCAGCAUCACUUACAAGUCGAAACUGGCAUCGACGGAAAAGACGCUUAUGGAAAGGUCUGACGGAGGAUGUUCUCGCUAUCUGAGUCUUCAUGCCGUUCUAGAUAUGUCUUAAUGCAGGGACGUGUGUUCUACUGGCCGAGCAUUCCGUAUAGUGAAUCAUGGACUGUUGACGUUGUAGUCUACGGAACCUGAGCUUUACCGAAAGACCACAGCAUCAGGUCCGGUGAAGUGAUGAUCCCUUGUAUGCUGGUCCAUACGGAGUACUGCUAUUUCGAGCACAGCUCAGCCCUCUG
Molecule: messenger RNA, 1533 nt
Organism: Didymella exigua CBS 183.55
Lineage: Eukaryota; Fungi; Ascomycota; Dothideomycetes; Pleosporales; Didymellaceae
Product: t-SNARE affecting a late Golgi compartment protein 2
Exons: 3
Coding region: 148-1323 (391 amino acids)
Biological process (GO): vesicle-mediated transport; intracellular protein transport; vesicle fusion
Cellular component (GO): endomembrane system; membrane; SNARE complex
Molecular function (GO): SNARE binding; SNAP receptor activity
Source: RefSeq, a predicted model, not a curated record